AUGAACAUUGCCCCGAACAUUCCACAAGCGAACGAAUUCCACGAUUACGUCAAUAGGAACUGGAUGAACGCUGACGCAAGGUACAGCCGGAAUAUUUGGAACCAAUAUGAUCGCCUAGACGAGGCGAGAACAAACAACGCUGUUGAGGGGUGGCAUCACAAACUGAACCAAUAUGUAGGCAAGGCCCACCAAAAUCUUUUUGAACUUUUGCAAUUUCUGAAGAAGGAGGAACUUUAUCAGCGCUCCGAACUUCACAGGCUAGAAGCUGGUGGCCGUCCUAAUCCAAGGAGACUGACAUAUAUCCGUCUUGAUCAGAGGCUCCAGAGGCUUAAAAUGCAGCUUGAAAACCGCCAACGAGACAUCAUGGGUUACGUCGAUGCUGUUAGACAUAUCAUAUGA
Messenger RNA from Lineus longissimus, 399 nucleotides. RefSeq lists its product as uncharacterized. NCBI's taxonomy places the organism in Eukaryota, Metazoa, Nemertea, Pilidiophora, Heteronemertea, Lineidae. The transcript has a single exon. The coding region runs from base 1 to 399 and encodes 132 amino acids. The record is from RefSeq and is a predicted model, not a curated record.